AUGUUACAUAUUCAUUUUUAUGCAUGUAUAAAUGCAUAACUAAUAUGCUAUCUAUAAUUUGUGUACAUUGAUACUGGCGUGAUAAAUAGUGCUUCUUCGACGCGUGUGUUGGUCGUGUUAACACAUCAUUAAUAAACAUUGAAAUAUCACGAUGAAUUGGCGGAAAUUACGUGGUAUAGAGUACUUAAAGUACUCGAGCUAGGCUGUACUUUCCAUAAACACUGCGAAAUUUCAGAGGUUGUAAAAGAGCAAACCUAGAGUUUAAAUAACGCUGUGUUGCAAGCACGUUGCAUUAGGGUAACGAAACAUACAAUGAGGACAACUGUUUGUGUCUUUCUUUUUCUUUGCUACUUGCAGUAUGUACAAAGCUCAACAACUUACACUGUGUGUAAGACCGUCGAAUCUCUAUUUGAAAUCCAAUCAAGUCGCAAUCACAGCAGCUCCGUUGGUAAACCCGGGAAAAGAGGGCCGCGCGGACCACCAGGACCAAUAGGACCAGUCGGGCCCCAAGGAGAGCCCGGACAAAUCAAUCAAGAAGUUUUGAACGCAGCAAUUGACAGUCGCUUGCGUGCAAUACAAGAUCAGAUCGCUUGUUGGGACGGGUUGGUUCACAACGGUUACUGCUAUCGACUUUUGUUUCGCUCGGGCAGUGGAGUGAACUUCGCAACAGCAUUGCACUUGUGUCGUUAUCAUGGCGGUACAUUAGCUGAGGUCGAUUCCGAGCAAACCUACCGCGCAUUCUUCGCUUACGUUAAACGUAUCUGGACAAGCAUACAGCCCUAUGUACAAGUGUGGCUAGGAAUGACAUCGCAGAGAACGAAAACACGUCCUAUCUUACCCCACCCCACUAUACUAUACCUGCUUCCGCAGAGGGGUGUCGCUUACAUGUCCAAUGGUACGCGUGCUCCGUUUACUGAAUGGUAUCGAACUUACCCAAGAUCUGGAUCUACUUCGCUACAAAUGGCAUUUGAAGUUCCGAUAAUGCAUUCACGUUCAGAUAAAGGCAUGUUCGAUAUAGAUGUAACACAUGCUGCGCCUAAACCACUGUGCAGAUUCAAUCUAUAAAGGCUUGGAAAGAAGGUUAAAUGAUACCGUGAUGGUAAUGGGCGUGGUAUUGCGUUUAAAUGAAUAAAAAAUACCGAUUUCUUUAUUAAAAACAUUGCUUGCAUUUUAACGUUGUUGAAUAAAUCGUGAAUACCAUUUGUUUA
Ciona intestinalis (vase tunicate) is the source of this 1208-nucleotide messenger RNA. Lineage: Eukaryota; Metazoa; Chordata; Ascidiacea; Phlebobranchia; Cionidae. The record is from RefSeq and is a predicted model, not a curated record.